Messenger RNA from Symbiodinium natans, 534 nucleotides. The record is from the annotation of a GenBank genome assembly. NCBI's taxonomy places the organism in Eukaryota, Dinophyceae, Suessiales, Symbiodiniaceae.
AUGGCCAAGAACGAGGCAGAAAGAGUGCAGCAGAAAGUCGACCGGAUCAUGAGAGAUGCGCGAAGAGAGGUGGGCAUCUGGUCAGUCUUUGGUAUCCAAGAGGUGCGGGACAGAUUCUGGGCGGCAUGGCAGUCUGGGAAGGAUCUGGCCAUGAGGUAUACGAUGUUUGACGCGGUGUUUAUGAUGAUUGGCGGGAAGGAGGAGACCCUGGUGUCCGUCUUGGUGAAACUCGCAGUCCAGUAUGCAGCGAACCUCACCCUCGGCCUAGUCUCAGCAUUCUUCUUCUUUCUGUACCACGUCUAUCAGCUGCUCGUGAACUACGGCGAGGACGCAGCCUCGGGUCUGGCUUUCUUCCUGCUGGUGCUCGUCGCCUCCGCCUCCCUGGACCGGGGUCCUGGAAAGGGAGGAGAAGCAUUGAACAAAAAGCAUCGAAAAAAGCAUUGCUCGACACCAGUGUUCUUUCUUCCUUUCUUCCCUCCCCUCCCUCUCCGUCUCUCCCCGUGUCCUCCCCAGCCUCUCCACCCCCGCGUGUAG